UGAUUACAAUAUACCAGUUGAGACGAUGGGUUCUUAUACUGGUGAUUGUUGAAAGUGCUGAAAAGAUCGUGAUGCAACUGAUCAAUAUUGAGAAGAACAAGUUUUGUUGAGCUCACUUCAAUCCAAAAAUUGCUUUAGUAUUACACAAAAGGUGUCGAGAUGUUUAAAGCAACUCUAAACAAUACCAAGGAAAACAAUAAGCGUGCAUACCAGCCACCAACGCGUCCUCUAUCAUGCCCUCAACCUCAACCAACCAUACAACAGUCAUUGCUCACUCAAACUAGGGAGAGCCGGUCUGCAGGUAAGUGUUAACUUUAGGAUAUUUGAAAUCUAAUAAGGGUGGAACAUUUCGUGGAUAUAGGCUUGUGUUAAAAUUCCAGUUCGACCCUCAACCUUUAUUAUAUGCUGGUUAUUGUGUGAUUAAGCAAUCAGCAUCCUCAUCAGAUAAAGUAGCUAGCUUUCUUUUUUUGGUUGGGAACCUUAAUUACUGUUUUCCCCCCUAUUUUUGACAGCUGCAUAUUUCAGAUUUUAAAUGAACAAAAACAGAUGAAUUUUGCAUGGCUUUUAACCAAAGAAUUGACCAGUGCAGUCUGGACAUAGCCAAUGCUAUGUUUGUUAACGAGAUUGGGUCAUUCACACGCAAAUUAACUCCACUCAAAUUCAAAUGGUGGAGAAAAGUACCUAAGGAUGCCAAGAAUGAAAUCAAAGAGGUUCUGACAGUGAGUUAUAUAAUAUAUCUUUUCUGUUUAGUUCUUGUCUAAUUUAGUAACUUCUUUUUCACUUUAUUGUAGACUAAUUUCGAGUUUGAUUGGACUGACUUGGAGCUGAGGAUAUUUGUGGAGAAGAAGAUGGCCAAGGCAUUUGGAUCUUGGAGAUCCAAGUUGCAUGGACAUUUUAAAAAGUAUGCUCAUGAUUUAGAAUAUGCUCGAGCACACCCACCCGGAGAAAAACUCUUUGGUGAAAGAUCAAUAGAUGAAUGGGAGUGGCUUUGUGACGAGCUGUUCAUAGAUGAAACCUAUGUGAAACGAAGUCAAGUUAAUGCUGCAAAUCGAAAUCAGAAAGAGUAUAAUCAUUGUGGAGGUUCACGGCCUUACCAAAAACAUAUGGAAGCUGCACUUAAGAAAGGUAAAAAUGUGUCAUUUGUUGAGAAUUGGAGCACUAUGCAUCAACAUCAUGACGGUCAAUGGAUCAACAAAGCAGCUGAACAAACUGGGAAGAAAAUGUUAGCAGAAUUGAAUCAAACAAAGGAGAAGUUAGCUGAAGUCCUUGAGACUGCCUCACUUGAUGAAAUAGAAGUUCCCGUCUCUAUGCAGUUGGAUAUCUUGGCAAAUGGCGUUGGGGUUGCAAAGGGUAGAGGCAUUCGCGGUCUGGGCUAUGGUCCACGGAAGGAACCUGUCCAUUAUUCUGAGAGUGAUAAAUCUGCAAAUGCUUCCGUGACAGAACAAAAUGUGAUUGAGCUGACAGCCACGGUGGAAAAGCUUUUGAGGCAUAUCAAUCACAUAGAAGAGCAACUUGCUAUUGUUGAAGGGUAUACUAUUCAUCAUUCCAGUGAUGAUGAUGAUGAUUAUGAUAAUGGGGAUGAUGAUGAGGUGAAUAUCUGUGGGGAUGAAGAUGAGGGUGCAGACUAGCUUAGGACCUUAAUGUUUUCCGAUGGAACUUUAGUUUUAUAUUAUUAAACUAGAAAACUUGAUUUUGCUAGCUAUUGUCUAUGUAGAAGUGUAGAAACGCAAAACUUCACUUUCUCAGUUAUACUAUCUUUCAUUUAUUCAAUGCAAUUAAAUAUAUUUUUAUUUAGUUUUAUUCA
Messenger RNA from Rosa rugosa (rugosa rose), 1804 nucleotides. RefSeq lists its product as uncharacterized. The record is from RefSeq and is a predicted model, not a curated record. Lineage: Eukaryota; Viridiplantae; Streptophyta; Magnoliopsida; Rosales; Rosaceae. The coding region runs from base 849 to 1628 and encodes 259 amino acids. The transcript has 7 exons.